AUGAACAUUUGAUAGAGGCUUAUAAGAAGCCUACCUGCAGCAGGGACUGACAGCCCGGUCACUAAAGGAUCAAGAAUCAGAAUGAAGACAUUGUGACGAUGACUCUGCUGUUGCUCACACUGUUACUUCUUCAUCAAGGAUACACUUUGGUUCCAAUUGUCACAGUUGAACUUGGUGAACCUGUGACUUUGACUUGUGCUUUUACUGACAAUUUUCAGAGCACCACAUGGCUUCACUGGUACAAGCAGAAUGCAGGCGACACUCUGAAUUUGAUUGUAAGUCAGCAACAUUACAUAAAACCCACUUACGGACCAGAAUUCUCAGCUUCCAGAUUUAAUGCGACAAACACAAAGAAAAUGAGCAAUCUAACAAUUUUGAAAACAGUUCAAGAAGAUGAAGGAAUGUAUCACUGUACUCAAACGGACAUGUAUGGAUCUACCAGCAGUGGGACCUAUUUGUCGAUAAAAGUAAAUUCUGAGAGGACCAUGAGCUACACUGUUGUUCAGCAGCCAGCAGUUUCUCAUCCCCGUCGUCCAAACGACUCGAUGACCCUGCAGUGUUUGGUUCUCUCUAAUUCAACAAACACGACCUGUUCAGAAGAACCUCGUGUGUUCUGGUUCAAAGCCGGAUCAAAUAAAUCUCACCCAGAUAUUAUCUACACUGAUGGAAAAAAAGCUGGAAAUUGUGACAAGAGGUUUGACUCUCAGGAUAAAUGUAUUUAUAACUUCUCUAAGAGCUUCAGUUCCUCUGAUGCCGGGACGUAUUACUGUGCUGUGGCCACUUGUGGACAGAUAGUAUUUGGAAAUGGAACAAGUCUUAAAAAUGAUAAAACAUCAAAAAUCAGCAUGUUGCUGGUCACAGUAAUCUGCCUGGUCAUUUCUUUGACUGGUAAUAUCGCUCUAUUCUGCUUUCGAAUGCAAAGAUCAUCAUGUCAGCGCUAUAAAGAAAGUUCUUCUUCACAAACAAGAGGAAAUAUUAACCAAAAACCAGAGGACGCUACUGAAGCUGGACCUGAUCUGAACUACGCUGCAUUACAUUUCUCUGAAGGGAGAACAUCAAGAGGAAAGAAGAAGAGAGAGCUGAUGACUGAAGACAGUGUGUAUUCACAGGUUAAAGGAUCCGUGUGA
Messenger RNA from Poecilia reticulata (guppy), 1127 nucleotides. RefSeq lists its product as uncharacterized. The record is from RefSeq and is a predicted model, not a curated record. NCBI's taxonomy places the organism in Eukaryota, Metazoa, Chordata, Actinopteri, Cyprinodontiformes, Poeciliidae. Gene Ontology annotation, biological process: response to bacterium.